Molecule: messenger RNA, 684 nt
Organism: Rhizoctonia solani
Lineage: Eukaryota; Fungi; Basidiomycota; Agaricomycetes; Cantharellales; Ceratobasidiaceae
Exons: 4
Coding region: 1-684 (227 amino acids)
Source: RefSeq, a predicted model, not a curated record
AUGCUCUUCUCUAGCUUAAUCACUUUGAUUGUGGCCUCUGUGGGACUUGUAUCGACUACACCGACAAAAAAAUAUUAUGGAUGCGACGUAUCAGAUGCUGAACUUGAUCUACCCGAUACUAAGAGUAUCAGUAUUCCAAAGGGCGCAAAGCCGGAGUACAUUACGCUCGGGUCAACAUAUGAUCUCCAGAACUACACUUGCACCAAAGCAGGAAACUAUACCUCAGCAGGAGCCGUCGCAACCCUUAUAGAUAUUAGUUGUCUUUACGAAUCAAGCCCGAAACUGUUCGAAGAUGUUCAGGAUGACGUGUACAAUCUAAUUCCUAUGUACGGGCAUAACAUGCCAACUUGGCACAAGAUUGAAGCAAUAAUUGGGCAUUAUCCUCACAUCAUCGGGGACCAUUAUUUCAUUUCGAAGGAGGGGUCUAUUGCUCCCAAGUUCGAUUUCAGGAGGAGCGAAAAGGGAAAUAACAACGCAUUUACAAUCGACAAAAGGGUUGCAGGAAUCCCAUCCCCUGAGGGUUCGCGGAAUAUCGAUUGGCUCCAACUCGAGACUACGGCUGGGAACCUAUCAAAAUAUACUUUCCGCGUAGAUACUCAAGGAGGCCAACCUCCUAAGACUUGUCACAAAGAGGGACAUACGAUAACCGUACCAUACACCACCAAAUACUGGUUCUAUAAGUGA